Molecule: messenger RNA, 1644 nt
Organism: Umbelopsis ramanniana AG
Lineage: Eukaryota; Fungi; Mucoromycota; Umbelopsidomycetes; Umbelopsidales; Umbelopsidaceae
Exons: 6
Coding region: 46-1464 (472 amino acids)
Biological process (GO): [2Fe-2S] cluster assembly
Cellular component (GO): nucleus; cytosol; mitochondrion
Molecular function (GO): cysteine desulfurase activity; pyridoxal phosphate binding
Source: RefSeq, a predicted model, not a curated record
GACAGACUGGCUUUGUAAGAAAUUUGCUGAUAUAUAAAUCAUCCAAUGCUCUCCAGACAACUUCAGCGUAAUAUCCUAAAGGUUGCUGCUGCUCCUUCUGUCCGAUUAUCAUUGGCCAAGCAAGCUCCCAGAGUUGUUCUCUUCUCGCUCAGAACUUUCUCCAAUACCGCCCAAAAGCAGAAUGCCUCUACUGUAGAGACCCUUACGCCUAACAGCGAUUCCCUCGGAUUCGAGACCACGGCUAUAGAGAAGCCCGGUCGACCUAUUUAUCUCGAUAUGCAAGCCACUAGCCCUAUGGAUCCUCGAGUCCUGGAUGCCAUGCUCCCUUACUUGACCGAUUUAUACGGUAAUCCUCAUUCCCGAACUCACCAGUAUGGCUGGGAAACUGAGAGGGCUGUUGAAGAAGCUCGUGAACAAGUAGCUAAGCUCAUCGGUGCCGACCCCAAGGAAAUCAUUUUCACUUCUGGUGCCACCGAGGCUAACAACCUUAGUCUUAAGGGUGUUGCCCACUUUUACAAGGGCAAGAAGAAGCACAUCAUCACUACUCAAAUUGAACACAAGUGUGUUUUGGAAUCAUGCAGAGUAUUGCAAGAAGAAGGUUUUGAUGUCACCUAUCUUCCUGUUCAACCCAACGGAUUGAUCGACAUCAAGCAAUUCGAAGAAGCUAUCCGCCCUGAUACUUCCAUUGUCUCCAUCAUGUCUGUCAACAAUGAGAUUGGCGUCAUUCAACCUAUUGAGGAAAUUGGAAAGAUUUGCCGCAAAAACAAGGUCUUCUUCCACACCGAUGCUGCUCAAGCUGUCGGCAAAAUCCCCAUGGAUGUGAAUGCCAUGAAUAUUGAUUUGAUGAGUAUCUCCGGCCACAAACUCUAUGGCCCCAAGGGUAUUGGAGCCAUUUAUGUUCGCCGUAGACCCAGAGUUCGAUUGGAAGCUGUACAAAGCGGUGGUGGUCAAGAAAGAGGCAUCCGUAGCGGUACCGUGCCUACCCCCUUGGUUGUCGGCCUUGGCGCUGCUUGCAAGAUUGCAACGGAGGAGAUGGAGUAUGACGACCAGCGAAUCAGCCGCCUUUCAAAGCGCUUGAUCGAUGGCAUCCAGUCCAAGGUUGAACAGGUUGUUCGUAACGGAGAUGAUGUGCACACUUACCCUGGUUGCGUCAAUCUUUCAUUCUCUUAUGUCGAAGGCGAGUCACUCUUGAUGGCUCUCAAGGAAAUUGCUCUCUCAUCUGGAUCUGCUUGCACGUCUGCCUCCCUUGAGCCUUCCUACGUCCUCCGCGCCCUUGGUGCUGACGAUGAAAUGGCUCACAGCUCAAUUCGUUUCGGUAUUGGCAGGUUUACAACCGAAGCAGAAAUCGACUAUGUGAUUAAUCAUGUGGUUGGCCAUGUUAACAAGCUUCGUGACAUGUCACCUCUGUGGGAGAUGGUUCAGGAAGGCAUCGACCUCAAGUCCAUUCAAUGGAGUCAACACUAAACGCCACGUCCCCCUUUCACUAAACUUGUACGUUUUUUCGAGAAGAUGAGGGGAAAUAGGCUGAUAUCUGUAUCACCACAACGUGGUACCAUAGCUUUUUGCUGGCAUGUAUGUUAUUGAUUAAGUACAAUAAAAUAUAAAGAAAAAAAAAUGAUAAUGAAAAAGAAAUAAAAAGUAAAA